UGCACUCAAUACACAUGUGUUCGUCGUGUCCUAAGCGGUUUAAUCACGUGUAUUAUUUUGGAUAUAUAUUGUUCUUGUAAAAAUAUUAUAAUUAUUGUAAUAUUAAAUUUGUGUAAUUAGUGACAAAAAUGGCGAAACUUCGUAAAAAACAAAGCAAACGGACACCUGCACGAAUGAGAUAUAAAAUUGAGAAAAAAGUUCGUGAACACAAUCGGAAAAUGAAGAAAGAAGCUAAAAAACAUCCUAAAAAAAAAUCUAAGAUAAUGGAAGUACCAAAUCAGUGUCCUUUCAAAGAAGAUAUUUUGAAAGAAGUGGAAGCAAUGAGAAAACAACAUGAGGAGGAAAAGCAAAAGCGAAAGGAAGCUGCGCGUGAGAGGAAACGUGAAGAACUCGCCAAGGGUGGUCUCCAAGGAUUAGUUAAUCGUGCUGAGAAUAAGCAAUUAGCAUAUAAAUCUAUGGAAGUAGAUUCUGCACAAGAUAAGAUCAAAAAUGCUGCUGAUAAGAAAGAAAACUCUCUUAAAGCAUAUUAUAAAGAAUUUAAAAAAGUUCUUGAUGAAGCUGACGUCAUUUUGGAGGUUGUGGAUGCUCGUGAUCCAUUAGGAACGCGAUGUAAAGAGGUGGAAGAAGCAGUUCGAGCUGCAAAAGGAAAUAAAAAAUUGGUGUUAGUUUUGAAUAAAGCAGAUUUAGUUCCUAGAGAAAAUUUAGAUCAAUGGUUAAAAUAUUUGAGGUCUAAUUUACCUGCAGUGGCAUUUAAAUCAUCCACACAGAAUCAAGCAAAGCGAUUAGGCAGAAGAAAACUAGGAAAGAAAACAGAGUCCAUGAUACAAAGCAACACUUGCUUCGGCGCAGAGUUGCUUCUAUCGUUACUUGGAAAUUAUUGUAGGAACAGUAACAAUAUAAAAACCAGUAUCAGAGUGGGAGUUGUUGGCCUUCCGAAUGUCGGAAAAUCUAGCGUUAUCAAUUCUUUGAAGCGCAGUAAAGCAUGUAAUGUAGGAAAUUUACCAGGAAUAACAAAAACGAUGCAGACUGUUCAGCUAGACUCUAAAAUAAAAUUAUUAGAUUCUCCCGGUAUAGUGUUUGCUAGUUCAGAUGAAAAGUCUGAUGACACGUCUAUAGCUCUAAAAAAUGCAGUGAAGAUUCAAGCGUUGAAAGAUCCUUUUACGCCGGCAACUGCGAUUCUAAAAAGAAUUUCACGACAACAGAUAAUGGACUUGUACGAUAUGCAAGAAUUUUCAACACCAGAUGAGUUCUUCGCGAUGAAAGCGGCGAGAAUGGGGAAAUAUAGAAAAGGCGGAGUGCCAGAUGCAGUGGCUGCCGCGCGCAGUAUUCUCGAUGAUUGGAAUUCUGGAAAAAUCAGAUAUUAUACAGUACCGCCUGAGCAACCAGUAUGUCACAUAUCCGCCGAGAUUGUUAGCCAAAUGGCUAAAGAAUUUGACAUCGAAAGUUUUGCUGCAGAAGAAAAAAUGAUGCUAGACAAUUUCACGACGGAUUCUACGAAUAACGCGGAUCCUGUAUUGAUCGAUAGUUCGGGACCUGUUACAGCGGCAAGGGAGAUUGAAAUGCAAAAAGAAGCGGAAUUCAAAAUACAGAAGAAAUUAAAGAAAAGAUUGCAUGAGGCGAAAAAGGAUGCGGCUACAAAGGAGAAGAAGAAGUCGGAUCCACUUUUAGAGAUUGAGGGCAACAAAAAAUUGAAUAAAUUACGGGAACUUGAGUUCAAGAAAACAAAGAAGGAACGAGCAAGAAGAGAAAAAGCUGCUGUUAAAUUAGCCGGACAACUAGAAAAUUUCACAUUCAAUUCCGAUAAUUACGAUUUCAGUACAGAUUUUACAGCUACAUAAAAUAUUGUCUAUAUCUACGUUAUACAUUAUGAAUGUAUGUGUAAUAUUCGUGCUGUGUAAUGCAUUAACUUUUUAAUAAAAAAAAUGAGA
Molecule: messenger RNA, 1928 nt
Organism: Linepithema humile (Argentine ant)
Lineage: Eukaryota; Metazoa; Arthropoda; Insecta; Hymenoptera; Formicidae
Gene: Ns1
Product: Nucleostemin 1
Cellular component (GO): nucleolus
Molecular function (GO): GTP binding
Source: RefSeq, a predicted model, not a curated record